AGCAGAGGACCCCCGGGGGAACUGAGCCCCGGCGCCCAGUCGCCUAGCCCAGUUCUAGCCUGGGCCCGCAUGGAGGGGACCGCGGAGACCCUGACGCCAGACCUGCGAGACGUGGAGGGCAAGGUGGGCAGGAAGACCCCCGAAGGGCUGCUCCGAGGGCUGCGCGGCGAGUGGGAACCAGGCACCCAGCAACUCCCGGGGACGCCGAGCGCGGGCCCCGGCCUGGGGGACAAGAUCAUGGCGCUGAGGAUGGAGCUGGCUUACCUGCGAGCUAUUGAUGUGAAGAUUCUGCAGCAGCUGGUGACCUUGAACGAGGGCAUCGAGGCAGUGCGCUGGUUGUUGGAAGAACGGGGAACAUUGACCAGCCAUUGCAGUAGCCUCACCAGCAGCCAAUAUAGCCUGACAGGUGGGAGUGCAGGCCACUCAAGGCGGGGCAGUUGGGACAGCUUGCCAGACAUCAGCUCCACGGACCGACUGGACAGUGUCUCUAUUGGCAGCUUUCUGGAUACUGUGGCUCCCAGAGAACUGGAUGAAUCUGGCCCCCCUGGAGCUCCCUGUCCUGAAAUGGACUGGUCAAAGGUUAUACCUGGCGAGGACAGGGCCAGGACUGAGGUGGACAUGGCAUCCACCAGGCUAGAGAAUCUGAGGGCUGUGUGGAAGCCCUCAGAGGAUGGGUGCCAAGGUGGACCACCUGAGCCACCAGAGGAUAAGAGUGCCAAACUGGGUUUUGAGGCCCAUUGGUACUGGGGACAGUGCCAGGAUGAUGUGACCUUCUUGUAACAACUUUUUUUCCCACAUCCUUUUGUAUUAUUGUGAUUUUUUUCAUUCCUUGUCUCUAAGGUCUCCCAAAAUUUAUUUUCCCUAAAUCUGGGACUACGUAUAGACUGUACUGAAAUCAGUUAGCAUGGAAACCUAGCUCAUCAUCUCUGUCAUCCCUAGGGAGCCUCUGCCUUUAUCCCUCAAUUAUUGGGUCCCUAGAGCUAUUUCCAUAGAGAUUGACUCUCGAGACUUAACCUGUGGCUCCUGGUGUGAGAGUAUCUCCAUGUUCCUCCCCCAAGUAAGUGAGGGUUUAAGGAAUUUAGGAUAUCACUGAUGAAGAGAUGGGGGUGUAAUCACCUCAUCUGAAGUCUAGGAGCCUUGGCUCCCUCAGGCAAAAUGGAGGAUUGAAGGACAUUUAGGACCAAACCUCCAUGUAUUGGCUUUCCUAGAUCGAUGUCUUUGGAAUUGGGAGACCUGUCUCUUCCUAUCUGCCUAAUGAUGUCAUUUCUUGUCAGGAUGGACUAAUGCUUCUUGUCUCCCAGUCCUUGGUGUAAUAGGUCAAUGUAGAGGACAUCGGAGUCCCUGCUGCUAAGGGAGACCACAUCUUUAAUGUCCAUGCCAUUACUUCUUCUAUCCCUUCUCCUGGUAGGGAGAGUUCCUAACUGGCAGAUGUUUGUGCUCCUUUUCAAUUACAUUGUUCUC
Jaculus jaculus (lesser Egyptian jerboa) is the source of this 1461-nucleotide messenger RNA. It is a transcript of the gene Lurap1, whose product is annotated as leucine rich adaptor protein 1. The record is from RefSeq and is a predicted model, not a curated record. Bases 70 to 780 code for a protein of 236 amino acids. The transcript has 2 exons. Lineage: Eukaryota; Metazoa; Chordata; Mammalia; Rodentia; Dipodidae. Gene Ontology annotation, biological process: positive regulation of cytokine production; positive regulation of canonical NF-kappaB signal transduction.